This is a messenger RNA of Thyridium curvatum, 951 nucleotides long. RefSeq lists its product as uncharacterized. The coding region runs from base 1 to 951 and encodes 316 amino acids. The transcript has a single exon. Gene Ontology annotation, biological process: ribosome biogenesis. The record is from RefSeq and is a predicted model, not a curated record. NCBI's taxonomy places the organism in Eukaryota, Fungi, Ascomycota, Sordariomycetes, Thyridiales, Thyridiaceae.
AUGGUCAUCAACCAGCCCUCCAACCAGAUCAAGCUCACCAACGUCUCGCUCGUGCGCCUCAAGAAGGGCAAAAAGCGCUUCGAGAUCGCCUGCUACAAGAACAAGGUCCUCGAGUGGCGCUCCGGCAUCGAGACCAACCUCGACAACGUCCUGCAGAUCCCCAGCGUCUUCCUCAACGUCUCCAAGGGCCAGACCGCCCCCUCGGCCGAGCUCGCCAAGGCCUUCGGCAAGGACGCCAAGGUCGACGACAUCAUCCUCGAGAUCCUCAACAAGGGCGAGCAGCAGGUCGGCGAGAAGGAGCGCGCCGCCCAGACCGAGCGCGUCCAUGCUGAGGUCCUGAGCAUCGUCGCCAGCCGCCUCGUCGACCCCCGCACCAAGCGCGUCUACACCACCGGCAUGAUCGACAAGGCCCUCGACAUGCUCAGCGCCCAGGCCCACCAGCAGCAGCAGCAGCACGCCGGCGCCGAGAGCAAGUCCGCCGCCGGCAGCGGCGCCGGCACCCCGGCCACCGGCGAGUCCGGCGAGGCCAAGCCCCGACCCGCCCCCAAGGCCGUGUGGACGGGCGUGACGAGCACCAAGAGCGCCAAGUCGCAGGCCCUGGACGCCAUGAGAGCCCUCAUCGCCCACCAGCCCAUCCCCGUGGCCAGGGCCCGCAUGAGGCUGCGCAUCACAUGCUCGACAAACGUGCUAAAGCAGGCUGUCAAGGCGCCCAAGGGUCAAGACGCAAAGGCCGACGGGGAUGAUCAAAAGGCAGCGCCUGGGACAGUCAAGGACAAGAUCCUCAGCUACGUCGAGCAGGUGGAGAACCAGGAUGUAAUAGGAUCGGAAUGGGAGGUGACGGGCUUCGUAGAACCCGGUGCUUUCAAGGGCUUGUCCGACUUUGUUGGCAACGAGACCAAAGGUCAGGGAAGAGUCGAGGUUCUCGACAUGGCUGUCACCCACGAGGACUGA